Syngnathus typhle (broad-nosed pipefish) is the source of this 3002-nucleotide messenger RNA. It is a transcript of the gene nkain2, whose product is annotated as sodium/potassium transporting ATPase interacting 2. The transcript is spliced from 7 exons. Gene Ontology annotation, biological process: regulation of sodium ion transport. The record is from RefSeq and is a predicted model, not a curated record. The coding region runs from base 1112 to 1765 and encodes 217 amino acids. Lineage: Eukaryota; Metazoa; Chordata; Actinopteri; Syngnathiformes; Syngnathidae.
UCGUAUGGCCGUUUGCAGGAGCAUCUGCGCACCGAGCACGGCCAAAAAUCUCAUCUCAUCUCAUCGCAGGGAACGAAAAGAGCGAUAGGUCUCAUCAAUGCAUCGUUUUGCGCAAAGUCCACACAGGGAUAGGACGAGGAUUCCUUUCAAAACAAGACUCACAGCAACACCACGGCGUCAAAACAUCAUCUUGCCUCAGGCCGCCGCCAGUAUCUUAUUUUGAAAGCCGGGCGGGAAGCGGCAUACACCCCCCCGGCGCGUGGUGUUUGUCUUGACAGAUGGCGAGCGCAGCGCGAGACAGACGCUCCUCACCGUGAUCACGGCUGUGGUUUUCUCGCUCGGCUGCUCGGUGCAUCUUACUCUCGCCAUUGUCUGCACGGUCGCUCCAUCGUGUGAAGGCGAGCCCGCAAACCAAGACGUCGUUUCGGGCCUGAUGCUUGCGUUCCAAUAGCAACUCUAUGGAGAAGCGCCUGCGCCACACAACGCGUCUUUUGGAUUAAGCGCUCCGGCCCGGACGGAGCCGAGUCAGUGCGGCGGCAGCGGCGGAGCGAAGGGGGACAUGACCGCGGCUACGAGACGCGGCAGCCGGAGGAGGCGGACGACAAGUGGCCGCCGCUGACGCUUUGCAUUUUGGGAGCGAUCCUGCUUGCCCGACCGCCCGCCCGCCUCCCAGCCUGCCAGCCUGCCAGCCUGCCAGCCAGCCAGCCAGCCAGCCAGCCAGCCAGCCAGCCAGCCAGCCAGCCAGCCUGCCUGCCUGCCAGCCUGCCUGGAGGACGUUGCCUCCCCAUCCGCACUUGUCGUCAGGGACACUUUUACACCCUUUCCAUACUUAGUAUGAAAUCAUUGUUGCAAAUUGAACUGCAGGAAUCUUUUUUCCUCACGAUGAUACGCGACUUGGCUCUGGAAGCAAACUUUUGUUCAUUUUUGGAUUCCCGCAAGCUUCCCAUCCGUUUAUUUUCCAAAUGAGCAGAAUGCCCUAAAUGUCAACUUGCUUUGCCAGACCAGACCACCUCCGGCUCAGCUGCCGCGUGAAGCGUUUUCCGAGCUGAGCUCAAGGGUCCCGCUCCCCCACCCGCCCCGACAGCUCCGACCGAGGAAGGAGGAAUUGCAGAUGAUCAGAAACACCACGGGGUGCGCCAUGGGGUGCUGCGGCGGCAGGUGUACCUUGGCCUUCAUCUGUGGCAUGCAGCUGGUCAGCGUCUUUGAGCGUCAGAUGGUGGACUUCCUGGGCUACCAGUGGGCUCCCAUCCUGACCAACUUCCUGCACAUCAUGGCCGUCAUCCUGGGCUUGUUUGGCACCGUCCAGUUCCGGCCGCGCUACGUCACCGGGUACGCGGCCUGGCUGCUCAUCUGGAUGACUUGGAAUGUUUUCAUCAUCUGCUUCUACCUGGAGGUGGGCCAGCUGUCCAAGGACUCCAACCUGGUGCUGACCUUCAACCUGUCCAUGCACCGCUCCUGGUGGAUGGAGAACGGGCCCGGGUGCAGGGUGACCCCCGUGGGCCCUCCUCCCUCUUGGGCGCCCGAAGACCACCGCUACAUCUCCGUGUCCGGGUGCCUGCUGGACUUCCACUUGGUAGAAGUGGCCCACUCAUCGCUGCAGAUGCUCCUGGCCUUGGCCGGCUUCAUCUACGCCUGCUACGUGGUCAAGCUCAUCUCCGAGGAGGAGGACAGCUUUGACUUUAUUGGCGGAUUCGACUCGUACGGCUACCAGGGGCCCCAGAAGACGUCCCACCUCCAACUCCAGCCCAUGUACAUGCCGAAAUAAGACAAGGGGCUGCCGCUGCUGCUGCUGCCUUAGCACUUCUUCACUUGUUUUCAAUGUUAGCUAACAGGGAAGACUGACACGCCCAUUCCAUCCCAUUCCAUCCCAUUCCAUCCCAUCCCAUCCCAUCCCAUCCCCUCCCCUCAACUCCCCUCCCCUCCCCUGGCUGACCACGAAACACUGCCCUCUGGUGGUGUGAGGCGCUAACGCACGGGAACAACCUGCUCCUUUCCGCUGCGUUUUGAACCGCUUUCUUGUGUUAGCGGAACAUCAAUACCCUGUUGGCAUUUUGGAGGGACUUUUUCUAGUGCCUGACACACUUGCUGACACCAACUAAGGAAUGUCAGACGUUUGUUUGUGGGGUUCUUUUUUAGUGACGUGUACAAAAAUGUGAAUCUUAAUGUUUACAGUCCAAGGCCGUGCGACUAGGAGUCAGUUGAAUGCUUUGUGUGCGUGUGUUCGGGCCUCUGCUGUCUAAAUACUCAUUUGUCUUCCGCGAAUAAGCGAAAAGCGGAGCGCCAAAGACGGAAGCUUCCAUCUGGGACCAAGAAAUCUUCCAAAAGGUCCAACAAAUUAACGGUGACAAUCACGAGGCCGUUUGACAGUUUCUGUUGGAAAUGUCCGGAUGGCCUGUCGACUUUACACGGCUUCGGGGGUAGUAUCAAAUGUCAGGACGACCGUAGGGCCGGCCGUGUGAGUGUUGGCUGAGCGAUGCGGAGCUAUGGAUUUUCUCUGAUGGUACACUUUUACAACCAUUAGCCGGACCAUCUAACUGAUUUAAAAACAACAACAACAAAUGGCUCCAGAUGGGGAAAAAAAAAAAAAAUUGCCCGCCCAAUGACAUAUCAUUCUUGUCAUCAUUACGCCAUCACAAUUGAAUUCCGCGCCUCAGUUUCUUCUUCACAUAAAUAAAGAAAGCAAAAGCUGGAUGCUAGCUGGACAUUUUGGACUCUGGACCAAACGUUGGAGGCCUUUCUUGUUUACCAUGUGACUCUUGUGUGGAGACUUGAAAGACACUUUCCUUAAAGUCUUGUCCGCUGGGGACUUGACAACGUUGUGUGUGUUUGCAUGAGGUGUCAAGUUUGCAUACUUACUGCAGUGGCCUCAUGCCGCUCACGCGUUACUAGGCAACGAGGGAAAAUGUCCUCGAUGUGAACUUUGUUGUUUUUGAUUUUUAUCCCACUUCAGUGAGAAAUGCCCACAGGGGUAAAUAGUUAAAAAACGAAAUUGUGACCUUGAA